Molecule: messenger RNA, 2483 nt
Organism: Megalops cyprinoides (Indo-Pacific tarpon)
Lineage: Eukaryota; Metazoa; Chordata; Actinopteri; Elopiformes; Megalopidae
Gene: nrip2
Product: nuclear receptor interacting protein 2
Exons: 6
Coding region: 602-1528 (308 amino acids)
Biological process (GO): proteolysis
Molecular function (GO): aspartic-type endopeptidase activity
Source: RefSeq, a predicted model, not a curated record
GGAGAAAGAGAGAGAGAGAGAGAGAGAGAGAGAGAGAGAGCGAGCGAGCAGUUUGCAUCUGCAACGCUGCAAGGACAAACUGCACAGACAGGGAAGUACUGAACACAGUGCUGUCUGAGAGAAGCAGCCUGCCCGACGAGAACUUCCCUCUCGUAAUAUGACCAUCAUAAAUCUAACAAUGACGAGAGAGUGACACUGGGGAAAACACGGCUGGCUGGGGGACAAUAACACUACAAUAAAACUUCAGAUCGAAGAGGGAGACAUUCUGUGUGAAGGAGACCUUGAGGGGGAAGGAUAUUCUAAUAGAGAAGCACACCUGUUCCAAGCGAGCGUGUGAGAGAGGAUUAAUGUCCUGCGCGCAUGAGAAGAAAAGCCGAACUAAACUGUUCUGUGCUGUGCUGUGCUACGCCGUUUCCUGCUCUGCUCUGCUUUAGCGCCCCGCGCUGUGCUGCGCUGUUCCACGGCGCACUCUAACACGCAGCGCUCUUCCCGGCCUUGCUUGGCACUGAAGAGGCGCACUGCGUUCGCGUUGCGCGGUGUUCUUUGAUGUGCUAAGAUCCUGCGGCGGCUGUAGUGCCCUGGGCUGCGACUCCGAGCGACCAUGAGCGGGACUAAGAAGAGCGAGCUGGAGCUGAGGGACAAAGCCAUCCUCCACCAGCAGCGGCGCCUCAAACAGGCCACCCAGUUCUCGCACAAGGACUCAGCUGACCUGCUGCCCCUGGACGGGCUCAAGAGGUUAGGCACCUCCAAGGACCUGCAACCACACAGCAUCGUGCAACGGCGCCUCCUAGAGGGCAACAUAACACGGCUGCGGGGGGAGAACCGCGACCCGGCCGCCAGGGUGCGCUCUCCCCUGGCGGACAACAAGGAGGGCGCGGAGACGGAGGAGAAGAGCGAGAGCACCGCGGACGACUCGACGGAGGAGAGGGAGUCGCCUGAGGAGAGCGAGAAGAGCCUGAGAUCGGAGGAGGAGGAGGAGGAGGAGGAGGAGGAGGGCGCAGAGUCCGUGAGGAAGAGAGAGGGCGAGGAGGAAGAGGAGAAGCAGACGGCGGAGGAGGAAAAGACAGAAAAGCAGCAGGAGGAGAGGAGGCCGAAAGCGGAGGAGGGCAAGAGGGCGCUGACCCUCACAGCUUUGGUUGUAAAAUGCAAGUGCUGUGAGACAGAAGUGAAGGCCUCCAUCAACACCGGCUGCCAACAGAACCGAAUCUCCUCUGCCUGCUGCAGGAGACUGGGGCUGAUGCCCACCACAGUGGACCACGGCCUGCUCGGCGGCACCACACAGCCCCACACGGUGGAGGGCCUACAGCUGCAGCUAGGCAAAGAGAGGACACAGUGCUCCGCCCAUGUUGUCGAAGAUGACGUGUUUGAGCUGUGCCUCGGUCUUCAGACGCUGUUGGAACUCAAAUGUUGCUUGGAUCUCAGUAGCAGAGUGCUGAAGCUCCAGGGCUCAGGGGAGGAGCUACCUUUCCUGGAGCCCACCACCGAGAGCCAAUACCAUCAUGACAACAACAAAAACACCACCAUGUGACCCUGAAGUCACUUCCUCCUCCUCUCUGGAGUUAACGCUGCCAUAGUGAGGGCGUCUCUGAUGGUACCACCCCCCACACCCCCCCCCCCCCCAAAUCUUUGUCUCAUGUGACUAACCUGGAGGAGGACACUUCUCUCUCUUCAAUUUACACAACCGUGUCUGUUUCUGUAAGCUUACGAUUCUGUUUUCUUCAAUUCCUUCUUUUCUGUUUUUUUUUUUCCUGUGUAUUGAACUUGUUUAUAUUGGUUGAUCUGACAGAAUUUGAGAGGGCAAAGUUUUCUAUGUGUGCAAUCUUUACAAAUAAUUGUGGGAAAAAAAGCUUGUUACUAGUAUUUUCUAAAACUGUCUUAACUAAAUCUGUACGUGUGCACGAGAAAAUCGGUUAAGUCUGAUCUCUGUUUUGCUUGUGUAUUUGAUGUGUCUGCCUUUUGAGAGCUCUGCUGCCUGACAGUGCUGGGAACACAGCUUUUUUUGCCACCGACAGGUGACGGAACCAAUGAAAACCAUUGUGGCAGCCCUCAUGUUGCUGGAGUUCCUUGCAAGUUUGAUUCGGUCUGUCCAGUUAAAAGCAAUGUCAAGAACAGUCAGUAGGUCCCACAUCAAAUAUUCAACAUCUUUGAUUAUAUGUUAACAGGAGAGCAGAGGGUUCCUCUUUGUAUCUGUGUAGAGCCCGUACAGCACAGUAUUGAAACAUUCCACAUCUGGCUGUGGCUGACUACGCCACCGGUGGAUGAGUUGAUAUCUUCUGCAUGAUUUUUCAGGUGCUGGCUUGUGUAUGUAUGUACUGUAUGUGUGUCUGUGUGUGUGUGUGAGUAUGUGUAUACUGGAGGGCUGCUGGUUUCCAUGAUUGCCAGACCCAUGGGGAAAAAAAAGAAUAUGUUGCUGCUCUCUGUCCAAAUUCCAACUGUGUGUUUUAAAAUGCCAAGACACAACCCCAGCUGCCUUCCCUCAUCCC